Molecule: messenger RNA, 6999 nt
Organism: Hippopotamus amphibius kiboko
Lineage: Eukaryota; Metazoa; Chordata; Mammalia; Artiodactyla; Hippopotamidae
Gene: MAFK
Product: MAF bZIP transcription factor K
Exons: 4
Coding region: 4206-4898 (230 amino acids)
Biological process (GO): regulation of transcription by RNA polymerase II
Cellular component (GO): nucleus
Molecular function (GO): DNA-binding transcription factor activity, RNA polymerase II-specific; RNA polymerase II cis-regulatory region sequence-specific DNA binding
Source: RefSeq, a predicted model, not a curated record
GGCCUGGGAUGGCAGCAGGUGUCAGGAGGGACUCUGAGCAGGGGGGCUCCCUCUGCCUGUGGGUGCGGGGGGACUGCCCUUGAGGGACUGAGACAGGAGCCCAGACAAGACGCAGGGCGCCUGAGCCCGCGCGGUGCUGUGGGGCUGCAGCAUCUGCAGGGUGAUGCAGGCCAAGCCUAGCAGGUGGGUGUGGAAGGAGAGGGGAGGCCUGAGGGGCCGUCACCUGCGCUGGAGACACAGGAGGAAGGCAGGUGUAGAGAGAGGGUGUGUCUCCGGAGCCUGUGCAGACUGUGGCUUCUCCAGGGGCAUCCCUGGCUGGAGUGGAGGUUGGGCUGGUUGGAGCCCUGGGUGGCACAGCCGGGCGGCUGGGGGAGAACAGAGCCCUGAUCGGGACCCCCCGCGGGGCAUGAGGGGAGCAGGGGCCCGGCCUGAAGCUGGGUGGUGGGAGUGAGGGGCCUGGGGCGUGGCAGGGGUGGGGUGGGGUGGCGGUCAGCCUGCUGUCAGCCGGGCAGCUGCCUGAGUCACCUCUGGACGUAGCCAGGAUGACACAGCUUCCUCGGGCUGCAAAGGCAAGGUGACCAGACGUCCUCCAAGCCGGGCAGACAGUCACGUCUUGCCGGAGGGCGGCCAGCCAGGGGCAGGCUGCGGGCCGGGUGCGGGCCGGGCUGGUGGGCUGCCCAGCGAGGCGCGGUGGGACACCCCCACCCCAUCUCGGGGAGCUCGGUUGGGGGCGGUGGGAGCCCUCCUGGUUCUGGGACCUGUCUUUAGCUCAUUCGUUCGUGGCAUGAGUCGACGGGUGCUUGUGUGGCAGGCUGCAGCCAGCCAGAGGGGCACCGGGCCUUGGGUCUCUCGUGAGAAGGCCCCAGCCCCCAGAGCAGACGCAGCCGCGUCACGGCGGCUCCUGGCUUUGGGGUUUGCCCUCGGCUGCGGGAGUGGGAACCUGCUCUCCCUCUCCCUCCUCCCCCCCUUCCCCAGAUCUGACACCCUCAAGGCCCGGGAAUGGAAGGGCCGCUCGGUCCACCUCUCUUUGGCUGAGUGGUGCAGGCACAGGCCGGACAGGAGCAGUGUUUCGAGAGCCCGCCCUGCUCGGUGUCAGAGACAUGGCUUCUCCCCAUCAAGCUCACGAUCCGGGUGAGCGGGCCCGUUGUGCAGCCUAGGCGAGAAUCAGAACCUCUAAAGCCGCCUUUGCUCCUAGGUGAUCUAAACCCAGGGCUGUUCAGGCAGGUCCGUGCUCCCGUCAGCCACUGGCUUCCCUGAUGGAGAAAACGUCCCCCGGGCCCCGGCCCCCAGCCCAGCCCCGUGAGGGCCAGACCGCACGGGGGGUGGCCGGGCCGUGAGUCACCCCAGGAGCUCGGUCACAGCCGCAACAGGGGUCUGUGAGAGGGAAGGUAAGAAGCAGCUCCGGCCCCGGCUCACCUGCCUUCUGGAAGGGCAGUCCUGCGCCCUCGGCCCCGGGCCACCUGCCCUGUUCCCUCCCGGCCCAGAAGCGGGGCGGGGGGCUCAGCUCCCGAACGUACCCCGCACUGCGCCGUGGCCGGAGCCGCCUCCCGCGAGGCUGCCGGGCCCCCCGUUCCCAGAGCGGAAGCCCUGCUCUGGGCCCAGCUGUGCGUCAGAGUGGGGCUCCUGGCGUCGGGUGGGCAAGCAGCCUGCUGGGCUGCCCGUCGCUGGCAGGUGCUCCAGGGUGGACGUGCUGGCUGCCCGCUCUCCGCACCGGCAGCUCCUUCGGGGCGAGCGGAGGGCAGCCCCGCCGUCCGGGCUCCCGGCCUGGCGCGCGCCGGCCGCUGAGCUGCGCGGGUCCCCCCACCGGGACGAGCCCGGGGGCUCCCUGCACGUGGCGUCCCCGGGUCCCGCCCGUCGACGGCCGGGCGCCCUCACGCGGGGCCGUGGAAGGGCGCGUGGGGCGGUGCUGGCGCUGGGUCGCCCGCCCAGCCGCGUUCAGGCCCAGUCCCAGAGAGCGGUUUGUCCUGCGUGAGCCCUGCCAGCCCCUGAGGUUGCCUGACGUUCUGCGGUUUACAAAUAUCCUUUGAGGGCAGUUGUCUCCAAAUCAGUCGUCUUACCAACCCUUCUUCACACCUACAAAACUCUUCUCCCAACCUCCUUCCAAAAGCAAGCUGUUGUGUUUUGGAAGUUUGAAGUGACACGAGGUCCAUUCUGCGUGUGUUUUGGGGGUUUGGGGAGAGGUACGUAGCUGUGCCGCCCCAUCCCUGGACCGCAUCCACAGAAGGGCUCUCUGUCCCUGGACCGGCAGCUCUGACUUCCGCAUGACCCCCUUGCAGGGUCCCUGAACAGGGGGCAGAAACUGAGAGCCGCGCCCGGGGCCGUGGGGGUCGUGAAGCUGAGCAGGGCCGCCGGGUCUGCGCCCGCCCAGGACUUGCCAGCCUUCCCUGUGGCCGGGAGUCGGGGCGGGGCUCCUGGUACAGGCCCUGCAGCCCUGGGGUUAAGAGUGCGGCCCCCGGCCAGAGUGUCUCUCCUGGCGUCACCCACGUGGCCCAGCCGGGGACACUGGCACCAGGGCCCUCGGUUAUGGUGCCCUCACCUUCUCGAACAGGAGGGGGUCUGCUGUGUCACCCCCGUCUCUGUCCCGGAUGCUGGUACCCAGCCCUUCGGCUCCACGUUCACAUGCGUUUGCACGGUCUGCUUGGACGGGAGGCCUGAGAACUGGGGAAAGCUCCCUGAGGUCUGACCCUGGGUGGGGCCCCAGCCCGGCCGCGCUCUCCUGUCUCUGCCGAGGCUCCUCGCCUGCGGUCCUGGGCCCCAGAAGCUCAGAGGGUGGACAAGGUGGGCUCAGAGCCGGUGGACGUGGCCUGAGGGUAGAUGAGGCUGCCUGGGCCCUGCUCUGAGGGCAGGGGACGGAGCCCCCCGGCUGCUGAGGCCCCGUCCUGUGUGCCUCCUGGGGCCUGGGCGACCCACCCGGCGAUGUCAUGGUGGCAGGUCCCCAGGGGAGGUGUCCCUGCCCUGAAGGUGCCCGGGUCCCGGCGGGCCGGCACGUCGCUGAGGGUCUGCUCGGCGUCCGAGCGGAGGCCCCCCCUUGCCCUUCCUUUUCCCACCGGGUGGGGGCUGGUCCGGGUGGGUGGGCGGGGCCUCGGUCUGUGGGAAUGUGAGCCCGGCUCUGUAAACAGCUGGUGACUCACCGCCCAGCUAUGCCCUGGCGUGCUGGGAGCGAGCUGGAAUGAUAGCAGCCCCUCCUCGCGCGAGGUGGAGUUUCUCAUGGCCUCCCAGCUGCCUGGACCCCCCGGCCCUCCCGGCGGCUUCUCAGCCCAGCGGUGACCCCGUGCCGGAGGGAGGGGUGGCCCGUGCGGCACUCUUGGGUCCCCCCAGAUGCCAGGGGUCGAACCACAGUCAGGAAGCAGCUCCUGCUUCCCUACUAGGAUCUCCCCGAGUGGCUGUGUGUCCAUCUCAGGCACACGUGUAGCGUUGAGAUGCGCAGAGGGACCCGGCGUCCCCCGGAGGCCACGUCGGCCCCGCUGCCGUCCUGCUCCCCCUCACCAGCACCCGGCAGAGCGGUCGUUUUGCUGGGGGCAACCGGGGGUGCACGGGCCCGGGUGCUGAGGCCCUCUGGUGGUGAGGGUGGGCGGGCUGUCGGAGGCAGGGCUGCGCGGGAAGACUGUCCCCCCAAGUCUCCCGCACCCUGAGAGGCUUUGCUGCGGCUGCGUCCCCGGCCCCGCGACCCUCCUCGGGUGUUUUGCGGACGUUCUCUCUGCUCCGUUCACCUCGUCUGGCCCUUGGAACUCGGGGGCGGGCCCCCGUCCUGUGAGGCGGCGACACGGUGCCCCAGCGAGCCUGAGGCCGGGUCUUCCCCAUCCCUUCCCCAGCGGUGGGCGCGAGGGGCCUGCUGGCCGCCCCACAACUUGUGCUGGCCGCCCCGCCUGCCCGAAGCCAUUGUUGCUGUGGGCUUCUCUGUUUCCAUGACGACCAUCGGGGGUUGGCUACGUCCCAAGGUCGCCAUGGCAACUAUCAGAGGGGAAUCAUGCUUGGGAUGCUUUGGCUGGCUUUUUCAUGAAUGAUUAGAAUGUGUGACACAAUGCAGACGCGAAAACGAGAAGGGCGGGGGUGGCGGGCGUCGGGACGACUCCCGCCAGACGGUCGGUGAGCUCUGGAGGUGGCGGCUCCCGCCUCCCCUGGUCCCGGCUGGCCGGCCUAGGGAGCCCCCUCCCACCCUCUGGGCCUCAGGUCAUGGCUCUGGGGCCGCCUGGGUGGAGGUGGUGAUGUCACAGCUGCAGUGCCCUCGGCCGAGGUGCCGACGUCUAGCUCAGGGCGAGGGUCAGGACAGGAAGCAGCCGCCGCUGCCGCCCAGUGCCAGCCCACGGCACGGGUGCUCGCGGCCCGGGCCCAGCGGGUGGGGGCAGCGCGGGACAGCCGUGCGGCCGCGGGGUACCAGACCAGUUACCGUUUCCCAGCGGUCCUGUCCGGGUGACCGUGCCCAGGUUAUGACGACUAAUCCCAAAGCGAACAAGGCGUUGAAGGUCAAGAAGGAGGCGGGCGAGAACGCCCCGGCGCUGAGCGACGAUGAGCUGGUGUCCAUGUCGGUGCGGGAGCUGAACCAGCACCUGCGCGGCCUCACCAAGGAGGAGGUGGUGCGCCUGAAGCAGCGGCGCCGCACGCUCAAGAACCGUGGCUACGCGGCCAGCUGCCGCAUCAAGCGCGUGACCCAGAAGGAGGAGCUGGAGCGGCAGCGCGUGGAGCUGCAGCAGGAGGUGGAGAAGCUGGCCCGCGAGAACAGCAGCAUGAAGCUCGAGCUGGACGCCCUGCGCUCCAAGUACGAGGCCCUGCAGACCUUCGCCCGCACCGUGGCCCGCGGCCCCGUCGCGCCCACCAAGGUGGCCACCACCAGCGUCAUCACCAUCGUCAAGUCUGCCGAGAUCUCCUCCGCCUCCGUGCCCUUCUCGGCCGCCUCCUAGUGCCCGGGCCGGGGGCGGGGGGCACAGGGGGCGGGGCACGGGCCCCCGGGCGGCAGAGCCCCGCACACCCGAGGCAAACCGCAGACUCCCGCGGGGCUCGGGCCGUGGUGGAAGCGCGCAGGCUGCCGAGGGCCUGCGCACCACCCGCUCUGCACACGCACGCGCGCAUGCGGUGUGUCCGGGCUCCGCAUCCUGGGCUGCGGGAGCCUCGCGAGGUUCCCGGCCCCCACGUCUCCCACCUCUCCCGCGAGUGGCCUGUCAGCACACGUCAGCACAUCCGGCCGCCCAGCCAGGACUGGACCCCUUCCCUGCCCCGUCUGCGCCUGGGCGCCCCAGGAGGAACCGUGCACCGUGGGGUCCCAACGCACCGGCAUCCUGCUUCGGCCUCAGCCGGAGGCCCGCGCCCUGUGAGCAGGCGGAGGAAGGGCUGUGUGCGCAUGGGAACGUGUGCAAGCCUGCACACAUGUAUGUGUGCGAGCACGUGUGCAGGGUACCUGCCAGGGCGCCCGCAGCUGCGGGGGCCUUGGGGAGCCGCUUGUUGCCGGGCCCGUGUGAGCCUUGGGUGUUCCCUCUGUGUCGGGUGACCCAGGAGAGGUGCCCGGCAAGGAGCAGCGGCCGCCUGGCUGGCAGGGGGGCCCGCGGGGUGGGCAGGCAGGGCAGCACUUUCUGCGUGGAACAGGGGCGCGGUCAGUGGCCACCUCAGGUGCAGGCCGUGGAGCUGGGCAGUGAUGCGCAUGGUCCUGCCGGGAGGUCCUGCUGCUGGAGGAGGCCGAGGAGUGCUGAUGGUGGGGGAGUGAGGACGGGGGCGGGGGCGGGGGCGGCCCUGGGCCGGGAAGGCGGCAAGGACCCGCGUUCCGCGCGUGCCCCGACGGUCUGUCUGUCGGCAGAGGACGUGGGACUCUGCAACUUUGGUGCUUAAUCAUUGCCUGGAACUUCGCCCGCUCUUCCUUCCUGGCACCCGCAGCCACCGAUGACCGGGUGGCCUUUGCUGGGGUGUCCCUUCCCCGAGAGCCGCUGCGGGGCUUCCUGUGUGAGCAGGCACGGGCCGCCCCUUCCUGCCUCUCCCGGGAGGAUGCCGGGGCCGCGCGGCGGGCGGUGGUCCCCGAGCCCACUCCGGGCCGGGAGCCCUGGGCUCCAGCUCCCGGCUUCCUCUUGGCUCGCCUCCCACCACGUGGCAAGUCCCCCAGUGAGCUGCAAAGCCCCCGCUCAGGGUGCCAGCCGACCUGGGAGGAGGAGGAGGAGUGGGGGGAGGGCAGAGGACCCCAAAGGCUGCCAACACACAGUGUCCCCCCGUCCUGGGGGAAGGUGCACGGUCUGAGGCGUCUGGGCCCUUUCAGAGCCACAGCCGGUGUGUAAAGAAGCUGUCGAUACCAUAGCCGUGGUAGGUAAUCCACAUUGGAUGUCAAUAAGGACCAUGGGGAUAUUUAAAAGAGAGAAAAGUAUAUAUAUAUAAAAUUAUAUACACGUUUUAUCAUACAGAUUUUCGUACCUUUUCUUCCUGUUUGAUACUGUACAUCUCUGUAGAGCAGAGCUGCCUGGGAGCGCCGGUGGGCGUGGGACCACCGCCUGCCUGGCUUCUCAAGUUGGCCGCUCGCCGCCCACCGCUGCCCUCGGGCCGUGCCCCCGCCGAGGGUCCCCUGGGGCGGCCUCCAGGCUCUCCAAGCGCCCGGUCUCGUGGCCCCCGCUCCCCGGGACCAGCCGGGGGACCAUGUGAUCCGUCCUCCUCCUUUCAGAGCAGUGAAAUCCGUUGUCACAGUUUUAAUAUAUGGAUCUUUUAAUUUAAGGAAACAGGCACAGCCCCCUGGUCGUGGGGGCUGGUCUCCCGUCCCCUGUGCUUCCGGCUCACGCGCCCUCCCAGGCGACGGGGCCCCACGCGUAAGCUCCGCACCGGUUUCCCACACCUCUGGCCACUCAGCAGUUUCAUUUCAAUAUUUAUUUUUGUGCUGCUUUUAUCAUGAUAUAAAUUAUUGAGAAGAGACCCUAUGUCGUGGCCCCUGUGGUGCGACGCGCGGCCCGUGCCCGCCCGCCCCCUCCUGGCCACACCUAAUUUAUUGCUGUACAUCUCUGCUGUGACGCUUUUGUACCUUUCAAUAAAGAGUUU